Molecule: messenger RNA, 1264 nt
Organism: Trichoplusia ni (cabbage looper)
Lineage: Eukaryota; Metazoa; Arthropoda; Insecta; Lepidoptera; Noctuidae
Product: WD repeat-containing protein 7-like
Exons: 9
Coding region: 194-1192 (332 amino acids)
Cellular component (GO): cytoplasm
Molecular function (GO): protein binding
Source: RefSeq, a predicted model, not a curated record
ACGUCAAUAUCGUCAACUCAGCUGUCAGAAAUCUGACAGCAGGGUGGAUUGAUUUUUGUCGCAGUAGCAGUGUUUUUAAUAAAUUAUAAUUCAUAGAGAGCAUCUCAGUGCGAGUUUUGGUGGUCUCCAUGAACGUUUAACAGUUAUUUAGCUGUUUUAACCUCUAUCGUGGUCCCUGAGACACUAGUCCACCAUGCCAGGAACAAACUUGAUAGUACCGGUGGUCUUAUGGGGCAAGCACGCCCCAACCCACUGCGUGUCCUCAGUCUACCUCUCCCGGGACCAGAAGACCCUGGUGACGGGCUGCUACGAUGGCCAGAUCUGUAUAUGGCAGGUGGACCCUGAGAGCUUGAAGAUGACUCCGCGGUGCUUGCUUGUUGGGCAUACUGCUCCGGUUACGUGCUUGUCAAGAGCUUCUAUUAUACAGGACAACAAUUUUAUAGUAUCAUCAUCGGAAGCCGGUGAGAUGUGUACCUGGGACCUGGUGGAUGGCAAAUGCAGGGAGAGCGUCAAACUAUCACAGAUACACACAAAUAUACAGGCUUACCACAUGUGCAACAGCGAGGAUCUCCGUCUCUUCUGCAACGGUUACUACGCAGAGAUUCUUAUCAUGGACCCCUUCUCACUGGAGAUACUCUUCUCUCUGAGCUCCAAGAUGAAUCCGGAUUGGAUAUCGGCUUUGCAUGUGCUUCGUCCAUCUUCCAGAAAGGACGAUGUGGUUCUUGCUAUAUCCAUCACAGGGACUGUAAAAGUCUGGUCUCUCCUAGGCCAUGAGAACAAGCAAUCGGAGCCGAUAUACGAGAACGAAUCGAAACAGAUCCGUUGUCUCAACGCGCUGUCGCUCAACUGCUGCGCCUACAACCAGCGCACUGUUCUCAUCGUGUGCGCCAAGUAUUGUCAGAUAUAUGACGCUGGCGAUUUCUCGGUGCUAUGUUCGAUACAAGCGCCCUCUGGUGAGCGUUGGAUGUCGGGUGACUUUCUAGCGCCGGACAGAGUGUUAGUCUGCUCAACUGAAGGCAAAGGAUACUUAUACAAGUUGCCCGCCAACAAACUGCGUGGCCGGGCUAUCAGUAGUUCAGUACCGGAUCACAAAGGUUUUCACGGACCCACAGUGGACCACGACAGUCCCGUCCUGUUCGGAAUACUUGGACACCCUGAUAACAAGGUAUGGUUGGCAAAAAAAGUCAUGUAAUUAUGACAGAAUUGUAUUAAACUCAAUUGGGUAGGUAUAUACCUAACCACUUGGCUCCAUGCAGUAGAUUUA